Lineus longissimus is the source of this 2943-nucleotide messenger RNA. RefSeq names its product 2-hydroxyacylsphingosine 1-beta-galactosyltransferase-like. The transcript has 2 exons. The record is from RefSeq and is a predicted model, not a curated record. NCBI's taxonomy places the organism in Eukaryota, Metazoa, Nemertea, Pilidiophora, Heteronemertea, Lineidae. Gene Ontology annotation, molecular function: UDP-glycosyltransferase activity. The coding region runs from base 125 to 1705 and encodes 526 amino acids.
UGCAGCUGUACAUUUGUCUGAACGGUAGACAUAUAGACUACGUACGUUAUUUUAUCAGUUGCGGGUUACAAGAGAGGAUAUCCUCUGACUACAUUACUAGCUGCAGCUCAAGUAUUAAGAAGACAUGAAGGUAACGGUUAGUUCACCAACGGUUCACGCAGCGACCAUAGUUCUCGGAUGUAUCCUACUCCUAUCGGCAUUGGGGGAAGCAGGGGCCAGGAAGGUAUUGGUUUUGUCUAUGCAGUUCGGGAGCCACCUGAACGAGUUUGCUGCUAUCAGCCAGGGUUUACUUGAGAUGGGCCACACCGUCCACGUUGUAAUGGAUGAAAAUCUAAAGAAUCCAACUCAAUUCAAAGGUAUGGACGUUCAAUUUCUAUACUACAAAUCACCGAAUAAGUCGAUGGUAGACCAGAAACUUGUGGAUGAGCGAUGGACUGAGGUAUUCUUGAUCAAGCGACUCGGGAGAACGGAAGCGGUUAACACGUUGACCCAACCGCGAUUCACAUACGAUUGCAAGAUGGCACUGCACGACGCCGAUCUAAUAAAACGCCUGGAGGAAGAAAAAUACGACAUUGCUCUUGUAGACUUAGUCAUACCAUGUUAUUAUCUGUUGACGCACAAGAUCGGUGUUCCUACAGUCAGCCUCUCUACCUUUCAAUACACGUGGUUUGUCAAGACCCAUCCACUUGUGAACUUUUUUGCACCGUGUGGACUGGACGCAGAAACGAACACAUUUUUAACAAGACUAACAACUUUUUUUCUAGUGACCUUUUACGAGAGGUACAUAAUAGUAAGUACAUUUGUGGAUAUGCAACAGUUCACGGAAUAUGGCAGAGAAAAGCCUUAUUCCUCGUGGCAGGAUAUUGCUAUGAAAUCAAAACUAUUCAUCAUGAACAAAAAUGGCGUCAUUGAUUGCCCAACACCGUCCAUGCCGAAUCUGAUACAAGUCGGAGGCCUUACCACAAAACCUGCGAAACCACUGCCUGCUGAUUACCAGAAAUUCGUAGAUGAUUCGCAACAUGGCGUCAUAGUCCUUUCCUUUGGCUCAGCAGUAGCCUACAUACCAAAGGAAAUGUUCCUCAAGUUCCUAUCUGCAUUCGGAAACAUCAAACAACGCGUAAUCUGGCGAAUCACGAGAACUUACGACGAAACCAUCCCAGGGAACGUGAAAAUUGUCCAAUGGAUGCCACAGAACGACCUUCUAGCUCACCCCAAUGUUAAGUUGUUCAUAACACACUGCGGUGGCAAUGGACAGUUUGAAGCCGUUAACAACGGUGUCCCUAUGCUCGGUUUUCCUGUCUUCGCAGAACAGGAAUACAACGCCGAGCGUGCUGUCCACAAAGGGUACGGUCUUCAUAUGAACAUCCAUAACUUCACUUCAGAAGAACUCAUCAAGGCCAUCAACGAAAUCAUCCAGAAUCCAAAGUAUUCCGCGGCUAUCAAGAAGGCGUCAGCCAUCCAUAGGAGUCUGCCUGACCCCCGGAAGACCGGCGCAUUCUGGAUUGACCAUGUCAUGGAGCACGGGGAUGACCACUUGAGAACGUCCCUCAGUGAAAUGACAUACGUUCAGUAUUUCAUGAUAGAUAUAUUCGCCUUUCUUGCACUCUUGUUUCUCUUGAUCUUAUUCUUGUUGAAAAAGCUGGUUCAAUUUGCUAUCGUAAAAUUUGCGGGACAUCGUGAAGAUGUAGCUAAAAAAACCAAUUGAUUAUCCAUUCGCCUUUUGUGUCUGAGUUGAAGGUGAAGCACAUACAUGCAGCAUUUUUUAUGUACCCAUGACCACAAAUUCGACUGUACAUGCUCAAAUAUUACACUCUAAAUGUAUGUAUAUUGUCAGAAUAUAUCCGCGUACAGUGAAAGGCAAAUAUGAUGUAGUUAGGCUGAACGGGUGGAUGUCGUCCUGGGUGCCGACAAAUGGUACCCAGGUUCGCGAUCGACUGGACAAUAAGCACUCUGGGUGCCAUUACACUAGACAAACAGCACCCAGCUUCUUUUUGCCUGGCUAACAGAUCUUAGGGACGAGGACGUUUCUUGCAAUCUCGUUUUAUCUCGCGCCGUGGUACUUGCGGCAUUAGCAGUGCGCGAAAUAACAAGAACCGAUAAACAGAAAAAAACGCGUUUAGGCCUAUAGGUCUUUGAAAGCACAUUUCGGAUGAUUUAUUCAGAAAAGGUAUGUAGGAGGGAUAUAUUCAGAGAAUGAAAAAAGAGAUGAAAGAAAUGUUUUUAGAGCGCGGUUGGAAACGGAGAUGGGGCCAACCUCGGUCGUACGUAUAGAAAAGUGUAGAAGAAGAAGCUGGGUGCUGUUUGUCUAGUGUAAUGGCACCCAGGGUGCUUAUUGUCCAGUCGAUCUCGAACCUGGGUACCAUUUGUCGGCACCCAGGACGACAUCCACCCUUUCAGCUGUAGUUAGGCGUAGAACAAUCAGAUGCACCAGUAAGCAGUGGAUUAUAUCAUACAAGUACAUGUAUAUAGAUAUGCGAUAUAAAUACUUUUUUCUAGGUUCUGUGAUUUUUAGGAAUAUGAACAUUAGUCUUGCGCGAGUGUGUACUUCACUUCUGUGAUUUUUAGGAAUAUGAAGCUUAGUCUUGCGCUAGUAUGUACUGCACACUCUUAACGGCCUAUGCUUAUGCACAGAGGAUUACUGUUCAAAGGAAUUUAUCAUAUUAAACUUGUUAAAAAAAAUUCUGUCCUAAUAUUCCAUGGGUGACAAUACGACAGUCAUUCGUUCUUCGAAAAGCAAAUAUUUGUCAUGCGAUAAUCGUAUACGGUAAUACUGAUUUAAUGUAAGCUCACAAGAUGUAUGAUUUUUUUUCAAAACCAUUGUAGAAGCGGAACAACUUUAGAAUGGCAAAGCCAUCUAUAGUAAUAGCCAAAAUUAAUGUCUUUUAUUUAUAUGAUCACUUUCACACGACACUUAUUUUUAAAAUAAUUAUAGUAGUAGUAGUA